AUGACGUCAGAAAGUAUAUUUAAAGUGGUUGUCCUACUAGUAUUUGUCUCUUAUCCAAUAUAUUGUUGUACAUGUGCUUUUGGGAAAGUAAAACAAAAGUAUUGCGACGCUGAGUGGGGUAAGUAUUUCAACUUUGGUGUAAAUCACUUCUAAACACUCUUGAUAACACCAUUUGUUACAGUAUCCCAUGCCAAGAUCAUAGACUUUGAAAUAGUAAAUGGCUCUGAUUACUACGACUCUUUCCCGGAAGUAAAGGAUGUAAAGUAUAAAGUAGAAUUCAAAAAAAUAUUCAAACUAUCACAAGAUUUGAAGGAUCUCAACGUGACAGAGCUACCUACAGAAGUGUUUACUCCGGCUGAUGACAGUUUGUGCGGUAUCUUCUUGGAGAAGGGUCAAGAGUAUCUACUUUCAGGUAAGUUAUUGUACCAGACAAUUUUAAAGUUUAUACCAUGAAUUCACGGUGAAUUACUGUUUACAUGCUAAUUAGGAAUUUACUUCAACGGUACCAUGAGCACCAACUUGUGUAUGCAGAUCCUGUUCGACGACAGACAAAAGUCAAUGGAGAAUAACAUUUUACUGUGGUCGGAGGUACCUAAAAACACAUCGACCGGUCUCCAAGCCAAGGAAUACGAACCUUGCCCAAAACAUGUCAUUUAA
Molecule: messenger RNA, 657 nt
Organism: Bursaphelenchus okinawaensis
Lineage: Eukaryota; Metazoa; Nematoda; Chromadorea; Rhabditida; Aphelenchoididae
Source: the annotation of a GenBank genome assembly